Paramuricea clavata is the source of this 963-nucleotide messenger RNA. The record is from the annotation of a GenBank genome assembly. NCBI's taxonomy places the organism in Eukaryota, Metazoa, Cnidaria, Anthozoa, Malacalcyonacea, Plexauridae.
AUGACAAGGGGAUAUUACUUUUUUGGCUUAAUGUUUGUCAUAACAUCAUGCGAAGGUUUACGGAACCAGCAGAACGUUUGUCCAAGCUUAAACGCUGUCCUUGGUACAGAAAUAAACCUGCACGACCUUGAAGAAAACUCAGGUUCGUACGAGGCCAUCAUCGAUGCAAUCAAAGAUACACUGGUUGCAAAUGGUGUGGUCGUCAUUCGAAAUCGGACGAUGAACAGAGUUGAGCAGUCCAAUUUCACUGGGAAUUUCGGUCCAGUGAUCGUUGUUCCUAAAUCCUUCGAGGGCAAGGAAGCAGAACCUGGGCUACCAGCGAUUCAAAGGGUCACCAACUAUUUCUACAAUGGAACAUGGAAUAGCGGGGACGAUUGUUAUGGAUGUUAUUGGCACAAGGACGGGAAUUUUAAUUCGGCCGAUUACAUAGCAAGUAUACUCUAUGCUGAACGAGUGGCGAAAUUAGCGAAAACUACGAUGUUUCUGGAUAACUGUGCCGCCUACGACCUCAUUCCUCCGGCGCUAAGAACACGGAUCCAGGGCACAAUCUUCUCAGUGUCGGUACGAGACAUUCCAGACUUUAAGGAUGGCACGGAGGAGGACUUUGCCCUAUAUCCAGACUCAGCAAGGCAUCCUAUAUUUUACACACACCCGGGCUCCGGACGUCGGUGUCUGUAUAUGACCAACACUAUGGUCACGCUGCGACCUAAGAGUCAGGACGAAAUGGCAGAUCUGAAGAAGGCCUGGGAUAUCAUGAUUACUCAGGCGCCCAAGUAUCACCACUAUUGGACGGCGGGAGAUGUUGUCAUUUAUGACAAUCUGGCGGUGAUGCACAGAGCAGGCGAGAUACGGUCCGGGUUUUCCCCUAGAGAUCCAAGAAUGCUUUUCAGAACACAAUAUCACAUCAGUAAUACCACCAGAGAAAAUAAUUUGGUCCGUCAAUUUUCUUCCUCGCGUUCUUGA